Penicillium antarcticum is the source of this 3675-nucleotide messenger RNA. RefSeq lists its product as uncharacterized. Bases 1 to 3675 code for a protein of 1224 amino acids. The record is from RefSeq and is a predicted model, not a curated record. Gene Ontology annotation, biological process: carbohydrate metabolic process. Gene Ontology annotation, molecular function: hydrolase activity, hydrolyzing O-glycosyl compounds; chitin binding. The transcript is spliced from 6 exons. NCBI's taxonomy places the organism in Eukaryota, Fungi, Ascomycota, Eurotiomycetes, Eurotiales, Aspergillaceae.
AUGGGGGCCUUCCAUUUCAAUCGGAGCCUUCUCUGGCUUUUUGGCCUAACUUGUCUCUUCUUGUUGUGCCAGAAUGCCAAAGCCAAAGGCUGCAGUGCCCUCGCCCCUUGUGCCACUGGCUGCUGUAACAAAUUCGGUUACUGCGGAAUAACCGACGACUUCUGCGGUGCCGACUGUGUCGCUAGCUGCGAUUUUGAACCAGAGUGCUCUGUCUCAAAACCCUGUGCUCAGGGAUGUUGCAAUAAAUUUGGGUUCUGCGGUUUAGGACCUGACUUCUGCGGAGAUGACUGUGUUGGGACCUGUGAGAGAAAGUCCGAGUGCGAUCCCGGAAAAUACGGCGAUUAUGCCGAGUCUAAGAAAUGUCCCUUGAAUGUCUGCUGCUCCAAGUUUGGUUUCUGUGGAACUACCAAGGACUUUUGCGGCAACAAGAAAGUCAAGCGUCCCUCAUGCCCUAACCAGGACAGCUUGAAUCGAGUUGUUGGGUACUACGAAGGCUGGAGCGUUCAACGCCCAUGCAAUGUCUUCUAUCCUGACCAGAUCCCGGUUGGAGUCUACACUCAUCUCAACUAUGCCUUUGCUUCAGUUGACCCCGAAACGUUCGACGUCCUGGCUCCUAGCGAGUACGAGAAAAAGCUCAUGAAGAGACUGACUGAUCUCAAAAAAGCCGACCCUGAUCUCAAAGUCUUCAUUGCCAUUGGAGGAUGGACUUUCAAUGAUCCUGGUCCAACUCGAACGGUCUUCUCUGAUAUUGCGCGCUCAGAAGCAAACCAGAGGAAGUUCAUUGCCUCUUUGAAGACAUUCUUGACUGAUUACAACUUUGAUGGCGUUGAUCUCGAUUGGGAAUAUCCAACUGCAGAUGAUCGUGGUGGGCGUCAAGAGGACUUCAAAAACCUCCCCAAAUUCCUCGCCAACCUUAAGAAUACUCUCAAAGAAACAGCUGGCCGUGAUGGGGUUAGCAUAACCCUUCCUGCUUCGUACUGGUAUCUGCAACACUUUGAUCUCGAAAACUUGCACAAACAUGUCGACUUUUUCAACAUCAUGUCCUACGAUCUUCACGGGAAAUGGGAUUUGGGAAACCAAUGGCUUGAUCCUGUUCUCAACUCUCACACCAAUCUGACCGAGAUCAAAAAUGCCAUGGAUCUCAUCUGGCGUAACGACGUCCCCUCCGACAAGGUGGUUCUUGGAUUGGCAUUCUACGCUCGUGUCUUCUCUGCUUCGGACCCUGCCUGCAUGGAACCUGGAUGUCCCUUCGUUUCGGGCGGUAAUCCAGGUCCCUGCAGUGAUGAAGUUAGUAUCCUACUCAACUCCGAAGUCAAGGAUAUCAUGAGCGAGAAAAAGCUCACAUCAAAACUCGACAAAGACGCUGCCGUCAAGAUACUGAAGUUCGACACGAAUCAGUGGCUCACAUAUGACGACGAAGAAACCCUCGAAAUGAAGACCGAUUUUGCCAAGUCCCAGUGUCUUGGUGGUGUCAUGGUUUGGGCAGUUUCUCAUGAUCAUCCAUCUGGCAACUUCUCUACUGCGUUGGCUAAAAAGACCGGCCGAAAGGGCACCUCACUAGCCUUUGACAAGACGAAAGAUUCAAUGGAAAUCCAGAAGACCCAUCUCCAAUGUCGAUGGACCAACUGCUUCGAGGGUUGUCCCAGUGGAUGGACAAGUGUUGCUCGCACUGACAAAGGUGCUCGCGGGGACGAGAGAAUGUGGGAUAACACCGGAUGUGGUGGUGAUGCACAGCAUACCUUCUGCUGUCCACCAGACUCUGAGCAGCCCAAGUGCGGUUGGUAUACGCACAACAAUGGCCACUGCAAAUCACAAUGCCCGUCCGGGUAUGUGGAAGUUGGAUCGAAUUUCCAGCAUUGCAGCAACAACGACAACGACUACCAGGCUGCAUGCUGUACAACAGACACAAACAGCAUGAAGCUUUACUCUCAAUGUGACUGGGCUGGCGGUGCGCCAAAUUGUGACGACGGAGAGUGCCCAAGCAGCAUGAAAUAUUUCCUAAAUUCAACCACUGGCAGUGGUGGAAACUACUGCAACCCGAAAAGCGUCAAAUAUACCUGGAACGGUAAUGAAGGUACUUCCUGGGAGACGCGAAAGUACUGCUGCGAUGACGACGACAAGACCAAAUGGGACGACUGCGAAUGGAGAGACGACAUUGGUCUCGCACUUGCUGAUGGUACUGUCAAAGAUUACUGCUUCAGCGGCUGUCCCGAUGACAAAGUCCGCAUCGCCAUGGAUCAACACCGAGACGGCUGCAAAGGCGACGGUGGAAAAUCCAUGUGCUGCAGCGCGAACUAUGUCACGAAGAAGAAGCGAUCCUACACUGAUUCUGAAAGCCGACUUGAGUCUGAAGUGAAAGCAUUCAUGAAAAACCCAGACUGCGGUAGCGAUGCCUACAACUUCAAGCGCGAUCUGGAAGGCAUGGACUUUGUGGGCCUCUUCUCAGAGGAAUACAACCACACAUCGGUUUUACAUCGUCGGUUUGAUACCAAGCCGUAUGAUGCUAUGCGCGGCCUGAUGCUCGAUAUCGGCUUCACGUUUGUGGCAGGCCAAGCAGCCAUCGAAAUUUGGAACAAAAACGUUGCUUCUGUCUACAAGAAUUUUGCGGUCACUAAACUCCAGUCAUGGCUGAAGAAGAAUUCUGAAUGGAAGGAAGAUGGAAUGGUCGAUUAUUCCGCCUUGAUGAUCUGCAACAUGGGCAUAUUCGACGACAAGAUUGGAGGUGAAGACAGUGAGCUCAGCUGCGAAUACCCAUAUCCAACCAGCUGUCCAGACGGAGAAGCCGAAUGUGAUGAUGAGGAUUCAGACGUCGAUGAUGAGGGAGGAAACCUCGAGGCACGGAGUUUGGAAAAGAGAGCGGGUCCCCGGCCCUCCACAUUAAAAUUCCGCGAUGGGGGUUCCCUUUUCUGGCAAUCUUUCGGGUAUAGAAGCAGUGGUGAAUAUCCUAUAGGCCACCGCAUUUGGGACCAUGCAUAUGGAUUACGAAACGCGGAUGAUUGUCUGGAUACGACCCUUGGGAGUCAAAGGAUCACCACUGAGGCGGGCAGACGACCCUAUUCAGUGGAACAUUACAUUGAACUGAACACGAUUCUCGGGUUCCUCAGCAACGGUUACGAAGGAGCCUUGUCAACCGGGGGACGACCCAGGAACCCUGCCCUACCUCGUCCAUUCCUGGAAGCACUCAACACUCCCAUGCUGCGCAUUGCACCUCCAAUGAUAGGUGGGGGGCAUCGUCAACUCCGCUUUCGGAUGUGGCGUGAUGAAACAAGAUUCAGAAACAUGAACACUAUGAUGCAGGCCGAUAAUCCGAACGAAGCCCUACGAAGCAUCAGAUCUGUCAUCACUGUCAUGAAUUAUCUGAAUGAUCCUCGAGUACGUCCUCAUAUGGUUGACACUUCAAAUGAAGUCCGCAGGGAGUGGGGCCUAGUAGACCAGCAGUUGAACGCCGAUGGAAAUGAGGCUGUCUAUGCCCAGGAUUGGUGGGAUCAAUGGUUCCGAGACCGGCUUCAGCAUAUUGGAAUAACGAAUACCAAUUGGGCCCUUGGCCGGAUAGCCGACAUGAGACGACUGUGGGCAGUGAGGACGGGAUCCAAUGUUACACCUACUAUCGAGACCCUGGACAAGUUGAAAGCGGAUGCCACGGAUAUGAAGAUUGACAUGGAUGAUCUAGAUUGA